UGUCCCCAGAACCCACAACACACGAUAACAACAGGAGUCAGAAGACCUGCACUUAUCCUCCAGGUUGUGGCAGCUUGGACAACACAGGAGGACAUGGCCAGAGCCCCGGACAACGCGGUGAAAUGGACAACCCUGGUGGUGCUGGCCACUGUGGGCACAGCCCUGACAGUGGCCACCAACCCUGGCUUUGUGAUGAAGAUCUCCCAGGAGGGUCUGGACUACGCCUGCCAGCAGGGAAUGGCCGUGCUGCAGAAGAAGCUGGAGAACAUCAAGCUGCCUGACUUCUCCGGAAACUUCAAGAUCAAGUUAUUGGGGAAGGGAAAUUAUAACUUCUACAGCUUGAAGGUCCUCAACUUCCAGCUUCCCAGUCCUCGACUAAGACUGCAGCCCGACGUGGGCCUUCAACUCUCCAUCAGCAACGCCAAUAUGGCUGUCAGUGGAAAAUGGAACGCCAAAAAGAGUUUCCUCAAAGCUGGUGGCAACUUUGUCCUGCGCGCAGAAGGCAUCUCCCUCUUUGCCAAUCUGAAGCUGGGCAGCGACCCCGCCUCAGGCCACAUCACUGCUGCCUGCUCCAGCUGCAAGGACUACAUCAACCGCGUCACCCUGAGGGUCUCAAACAGCAAAUGGGGGGGGCUGAUCCGUCUCUUCCAAAAGAGAAUUGAUUCUUUGAUCCAAAAGACCUUGCAAAACAAGAUCUGCAAGAUACUGACCAAUACUGUGAACACCAACUUGCAGCAGUACAUCAGGACCCUUCCAGUGACAUCCAAAAUAGACAAGGUGGCUGACAUCGACUAUAGUCUGGUGGCUCCUCCAGAAGUAACAGCAGACAGCCUGACCUUGAAGAUGAAGGGGGAGUUCUUCAGACAGGCCAACCGCAGCUCACCUCCUUUUGACCCUCCGGUGAUGGCGAUUCCCCCUGUGCACGACCGCAUGGUGUACCUGGGCAUAUCCGACUACUUCUUCAACACAGCUGGGCUUGCGUACCAACAGGCUGGAGUCUUCAAAUGGAUCCUCACGAACAGCACGCUGCCAAAGAGAUCCAAAUUCCACUUGACCACCGGUUUCCUUGGACAAUUCCUACCCCAGGUGUCCCAGAUGUUCCCCGACAUGAAUGUGCGGCUCGUCUUUUCCGUCUCCUCACCGCCACACCUGGUCAUGGAGCCCACUGGCCUCGCCUUCACCCCUCACCUGGAGGCCCAGGCCUUUGCUGUGCUACCCGACUCCUCCCUAGCCUCCCUCUUCCUGCUUGGCAUGAGCAUGAACGCACACCUGGCAGUCGGUGUCAACUCUGACAGGCUCGUGGGAAAUCUCACGGUGGACACGCUACGUCUGAAACUGAGACACUCCAACGUCGGCAGCUUCCCGGUGGAGCUGCUGCAGGAUGCCAUGAACUACAUCGUGACCCUGGUGGCUGUGCCCAAGGUCAAUGAGAGGCUAAAGAAGGGUUUUCCUCUCCCGGUGACCAAUCGGAUCCAGCUCAGCAACCUGGUGCUUCGCUCGUACCAGAAUUUCCUGCUGCUUGGAGCAAAUGUUCGCCUUGGCUGAGGUCGCCGGGGCUGCACCCAGGGUGGGGACCAGUGGCACCUGCUCCUGAGGGGCCGUCGGACAGGCUCCCUUUCCCCAGGGAAUCCUCGCGAGACCUUGCAAACCUCUGAGCUCCGACCCGGAAAGCAUCUGGACACGGAGUCUGUUGGAAAAGUUCUGGUGUCCGUUUCAAGGGUUUUGUCCUGUUCUCAAAGCUAGACUCCACAACACGUCCUCCAGGAAUUACAUUUCAAUUGUGAUGAUGGUAUUUCUCCUUGGGCAUCAAGGAGGGAAAAAAGACAAAAACAAAAACAACCUUUCUU
Fukomys damarensis (Damara mole-rat) is the source of this 1847-nucleotide messenger RNA. RefSeq names its product bactericidal permeability increasing protein (gene Bpi). The transcript is spliced from 16 exons. The record is from RefSeq and is a predicted model, not a curated record. Gene Ontology annotation, molecular function: lipopolysaccharide binding. NCBI's taxonomy places the organism in Eukaryota, Metazoa, Chordata, Mammalia, Rodentia, Bathyergidae. Bases 94 to 1545 code for a protein of 483 amino acids. Gene Ontology annotation, biological process: defense response to Gram-negative bacterium; negative regulation of interleukin-6 production; negative regulation of tumor necrosis factor production.